This is a messenger RNA of Stylophora pistillata, 988 nucleotides long. RefSeq lists its product as uncharacterized. The record is from RefSeq and is a predicted model, not a curated record. Gene Ontology annotation, biological process: regulation of apoptotic process. Lineage: Eukaryota; Metazoa; Cnidaria; Anthozoa; Scleractinia; Pocilloporidae. Gene Ontology annotation, molecular function: protein binding.
CCCUCUACCGCCACUGACGACGUCGCCAUGUCGUCACCAACUAACGAGGGUUCUGACAAACUUCGACGGGCUUUUUCUGCUGUGUUGCUCCAGAUUUCCCGCGAUCUGGAUAAAGACGAGCAAAAGGAGUUUCGUUUCUACUGUGACGGACUGAUACCGAGGGAAGAUAAAGGCUUUUUAAAAAUUUUGCGCUCAUUAGAACAUGCAGAUUUAAUUUCCUGGGCCGAUGUUAAGUUCUUGAAAGAAGCUUUACGCGCAAUCAAGAGAUUGGAUCUUGCCAAACUGCUCACGACGUUUGAAGUUAGACGCGAUCUAACGAUUCUCCUGGAUUUCUACUCGAGAAAGAGACUAGAACUGGAUCUUCCUUACGUUUCUCCUUCGAUGAAAACCACCGCACGUCAUUUGUUGACAGUCGUGACGGAAAACGAAAGCGAAAGAUGCAGAUUUGACAUUGCAAGAAUGAGAACACUGGUGGAAUCGAAAAGGAACAUUCAGGAGAUCUUCGAGGAAGAAGUUGAUGUGCGAAGUGGCUUGAAAUCAUCGUGGAGUAAACUGACCAUGCUUGUGAUAAUUGCAGGAGAAAUCAUCGUGGCAGCGCAAGCUUCCAGAAGCGACGAGAUACGCAGGAAUGAAAUGCUAGAGCAGUGUUUCAGUUUGGCAGACAAGCUUAGCUCCAGGAUGCUGGAUCUUGGCAGCUGGGAUGAUUUCUGUGAACAUGUGGAGGAAAGAUGCAGUGAGGUUUGGGGUCAGCAGGAAGAGUGCAACAGCAGCAACUCCGUCGUAGCAGACGUGGUUCGACAACUGAGAGAAUCACCCUUUUUUCUUUAAGUAGAUAAUUAGUAUAGCAGCCUUAACCUGCGUAGCAAGUUUCCAAAGGAUCAGGGGGGAGGUGGGGGAGGUGUCACCUACCCCUCCCCUGAACCUUGCACUUACGUAGAAUAGCAGACGGUCUGGAUCGCGCGAGUGCACGAGAAAAAAAACAAAAAAA